Messenger RNA from Pneumocystis murina B123, 1036 nucleotides. RefSeq lists its product as hypothetical. Gene Ontology annotation, molecular function: phosphoprotein phosphatase activity. Bases 1 to 1008 code for a protein of 335 amino acids. The record is from RefSeq and is a predicted model, not a curated record. NCBI's taxonomy places the organism in Eukaryota, Fungi, Ascomycota, Pneumocystomycetes, Pneumocystales, Pneumocystaceae. Gene Ontology annotation, cellular component: plasma membrane. The transcript is spliced from 6 exons.
AUGUCUACAGAGUCUAUUGAACAGUUUUCUAGAGGAUUAACAUAUAAGGAGAAAAAAAAGAAAUCAAGAUUGAGAUUUAGUAGAAAUAGAUUGUCACGGAUGUUUCUACACUUAUUUGUGUGUUGUGUUGUACCAUCUGAGCAUUUUUUGGAUAUAGAAAAACAAGGGAAUAAAAAGAAUAAGGAAGUGAAUACAUUGGAUUUAGAAUUGGAAGAAGAGAAUGACACGAAAAAUGCAUUUUUAGAAAAUCAAUUAGAUAUAUCUAAAGUUUUAACGAAUAGAAAUUCAAUCAGUAUAGAUGAAGAAAAAAUGGAUAUUUUAUUAGGGAACUAUGGAACUCGAGAGGCGGAAAUUAAUUAUUCAAUUAAAAAACCACUAUUUCUUGAUACAUCAGAUAAUGCAGAUCUAUCUCAUUCAAUAACAGAUUCACUUGGACCUAGUGUUCAUUCAAAAUGGCUUUUAGGCCCUGUUCUUGAAGCAGAUAAGGGGAAAAAGUGUCUUGUUUUAGAUUUGGACGAAACACUUGUUCAUUCUUCAUUUAAAGUUAUUCAUCAGGCAGAUUUUAUUAUCCCUGUAAAAAUCGACUCUACAUAUCACAAUGUUUAUGUCAUUAAACGUCCUGGUGUAGAUUCUUUUAUGAAGCGAAUGGGAGAACUUUUUGAAAUUGUAGUUUUCACAGCAUCUCUUUCUAAAUAUGCAGACCCUGUAUUAGAUAUGCUUGAUAUCCAUCACGUUGUUAAACAUCGAUUAUUUCGAGAAUCAUGUUUUAAUCACCAAGGGAAUUACGUUAAGAAUUUGUCACAACUUGGACGUGAGUUAAAAAAUGUUUUAAUUAUUGACAAUUCUCCUGCAAGUUAUGUAUUUCAUCCGACACAUGCAGUACCUAUUUCUAGUUGGUUUAAUGACUCACAUGAUACUGAAUUACUUGAUUUAAUACCUUUUUUAGAAGAUCUGACAACUGUACCUGAUGUAACAACAGUUCUUGACUUAGGUUUACAUGAAUCUUAAUUAUUUUUUCAAAAAAAAGAAAAUGCUG